Aspergillus ibericus CBS 121593 is the source of this 376-nucleotide messenger RNA. RefSeq lists its product as uncharacterized. The transcript has a single exon. NCBI's taxonomy places the organism in Eukaryota, Fungi, Ascomycota, Eurotiomycetes, Eurotiales, Aspergillaceae. Bases 68 to 304 code for a protein of 78 amino acids. The record is from RefSeq and is a predicted model, not a curated record.
GACUUUAAAAAAUGGACUCUGCAUGAUACUGCAGAUACAACAGCCCGCAAUACAACACCAGACAAAAAUGAGUGGCGAGGAGACACCGAAAGCGACAGGAAUCUGUACCCCUCUCUUGGCACCACUCUAUCCCCAACACUACUGUAUCUACAUACGUAACACUCCACAACUCAAGUACCUCCUCCUGCUGCUGCUGCUGCUGCUACCACUACUACCACCUACUAAUCUACCAUCCCUUGGCCACACACAACACAACCACAACCAAGACAAAACCAAGUCUAAGCCUCCUCAAACCAACAAGUAACCCAAGCAAGCCACCCACGCCAACCACGCCAACCCACUCCCAAGAGUCUGCAAUCUAGAAUCAAACCCAGAC